This is a messenger RNA of Peronospora belbahrii, 1425 nucleotides long. NCBI's taxonomy places the organism in Eukaryota, Oomycota, Peronosporomycetes, Peronosporales, Peronosporaceae. The record is from the annotation of a GenBank genome assembly.
AUGGCCCCAAUAUGGCGUAAAAUACGUGCAAUGCAUGCACUUGUGUCGAAGAACUCAACAAAACAUUCGCUACAGCGCGUUUCGGUUGCUUCGUGGCGCAAAAUGUCUGCGCAGAGUGCUGCUAAACGCUUUAGUAGUGCUACUAGUUACUUGUCAGCUAUAAGCGUCAAUAUCCAUGGAAGAUCAUCUAUAACCCGAACCAGUUUUGUCUUACAGCUAGAGAAAAUAACAAACAUUAACGAGUUAGAAUUGCUUGAUGUUUUGGGCCGAGGUACGUUUGGAACGGUGCAACUUGCGAGACAUUUGGAUACGGGAGUGACAGUUGCGGUCAAGAUCCUUCCACGAUAUUUGAUAAUGGAAAUGAAGCAAGAGAAGAACGUUGUGAGGGAACAAGGUGCACACUUGGGACUGGUUCAUCCAUUUAUUGCGAAACUCUAUGCUACUUUUCAAGAUACGAAAGCAUUGUACUUUGUGCUGGAAUUUUGUCCUGGUGGAGAAAUCUACAGUCUUGUGUAUACGCAUGAUGACGGACAUUUUGAAGAGAAGGACGAUUCUAGUUCAAUAGACGAACAAGAGAACAGGAACUUGAAUGGCAGACAGGUACAAGAAGAUCAGCAGGACAUUUUAGAUUCUGUCGAGACGGAGUCCGAAUCCGAAGAGGAGCAGAACGGACAACAACGUCGAUCUAGUGUUGCUAUGGGUCGUAACAGCUUAACGCUGGAGAAUUUUCUGUCCAAGCAAAAGCUACGAAGCUCUUAUGGAGGACUCCACGAACGCGAUGUGGCAUUUUAUGCGGCGUGUUUGUUGUCAGCACUUGAGUAUUUGCACGGAAAAGGUGUGUUGUAUCGAGAUCUGAAGCUAGAAAAUCUCGUACUGGAUGCAGAUGGAUAUCCAAAGCUUAUCGACUUUGGACUGGCCAAGCCAAACGCAACGAGAACGUCUGAGCGAAACUCGACCAUGUGUGGAAGUGCAGAGUACGUGGCACCUGAGGUAUUGCAGCAUAAGCCGUACGACCAGCGGGUGGAUUUAUGGUCUUUUGGUAUUCUUUUGUUCGAGAUGCUAUUCGGAACAACUCCAUUCUACCAUGCCAAUUACCGAGAACAAAGCCGCCGCAUUAUUUCGGAGCCAGUUAAGUUCCCGGUCGGCUUUGAGCAAGGCCAUUCCAGUGUGUGCUUUUUGAUCCAGAAGCUGCUGGAAAAAGACCCCGCAUUGCGAAUUGCGUCGUUUAAAGAGGUACGAAAUACCAUCUUUUUCCGCAGCUACUUCCCAUCGACACACAGCUGGCGACAACUAGAGUCCCGGCAGGUACAAGCCCCGUUCGUUCCCAGACUGGACGGUAUAUUCGACACGAGCCUGUUUGUGCGUGUUCAGAACGACGACAUGUAUGGUUAUGGUAAUGAUGCCGACUCAGACUUUGGGUGCUGA